AUGACGCUUGUUGUGUUGCAGGCAGCAGAAUGGGAGCAUGGGCUAGCAGAAUCACAAAGGCCAUCGCCAGAAGCGUCGGACAUGCAACGUGAAGAAUUCAUCAGGAACAAGUACGUCAGGAGGAAGUGGAUCAGACCGACAGGAGCGUCCAGGGAUCAGGAUGGGAUGGUUAAGAGUGACAGAGGGGAGAGCAGCCAGAGGGAAACAGCUGCAGGAACUCAAACAAAGAUUCAACAGUCUUCUGCCACCAAGAAGGAAGAAGCACCACUGGCAGCUGUCGCGCCCACCGCAAACUUGAUAUCCUUCGAUGAUGACGCGGGCCAUGUACCGAUUGCUCAACCAGCAAGAGCGGCAGCCAACACGCUCUUAGAUGACAUGCUGACGAUGAACAUUUCUGCGAACGCUUCUACCUCAGCAGACUUGCUUGCUUUCGGUUUCACUGAACCAUCUGUUCAGCAAGGUGCUGCAUCUAUGGCCAAUUUCUCGCAGAGCGGGUCAAAUACACAGGGUGGCACAAAAGAUCCGUUCGAAGAUUUGUUCGGUUUGAAGUGA
Messenger RNA from Guillardia theta CCMP2712, 552 nucleotides. RefSeq lists its product as hypothetical. Bases 1 to 552 code for a protein of 183 amino acids. The record is from RefSeq and is a predicted model, not a curated record. Lineage: Eukaryota; Cryptophyceae; Pyrenomonadales; Geminigeraceae. The transcript has 3 exons.